GUCAGCUGUCAUCCUGAAGUUUGUAAUCAAAUGAUGUCACAGUCUUUUUGUUCAUAGUACAGUUUUUUUAAGUUAAUGUAAUAAUAGUUUGUUUUCAUUUGUAAUAUUUUCAAAUUCUAGUCAAUUAUCAAUUAGUUUUAAGAAAAUAUAUGUUAACAAUACACGUUAGGUUAGCUACUUCCAUAUCAGAAAAUUAAAUGCUAAAACUCAGAAAAACUUCUAUUUUGGGUAAUGAGUGCGAGUGAGACUCUUCCUAUUUUAGUAAAUGCUAGUGGAUCUGAAAACGAAUCGCGUGGUGCCUUGUCGAUAGUUUGUAGUGACGGAGAAGACAUACCCUUGGUACCCGAAGUAGUAUUUGAACCAGCGUUGGAUUCCCCAGGUGUCAAUAGAGAAUCACAGCCUCUUUUGGGAGGGCUUGAUGUCUCUUACAACCAGUUCCCAGAUGAUCCUGCCUUUAGUGAUUUGGUCUGGCAGGCAGAGGUGGCUAUUGAUAACGGAAUAUUUCCUGAAAGAAUUUCACAAGGUUCUAGUGGUUCCUAUUUUGUUAAAAAUCAGUCUGGAAAGAUCAUUGCUGUGUUUAAACCAAAGGAUGAAGAGCCUUACGGUCGGCUGAACCCAAAAUGGACAAAAUGGAUGCACAAAUUGUGUUGUCCGUGUUGUUUUGGAAGAUCUUGCUUAAUACCAAAUCAGGGUUAUUUAUCAGAGGCAGCAGCCUAUCUGGUCGAUCACAAACUCAACCUCAAUAUAGUACCCAAAACAAGGGUGGUGAAACUGGUAUCAGAAACGUUUAAUUAUUUAAGGAUAGACAGGCAAAAGGCACGAGUAAAGAGAGCCAUUAUGGAACAGUUCCCUAACGUCGGUUUAAGAUUUAAUAGAAUAGGUUUACCUCCAAAGGUAGGAUCAUUCCAGUUAUUUGUAGAUGGUUAUAAAGAUGCGGAUUAUUGGCUGAGGCGCUUCGAGGUGGAGCCCCUACCUCCGGGGAUAGCUCAAAAAUUUCAGUUACAGUUCGAGAGAUUAGUUGUUUUGGAUUACAUUAUAAGGAACACAGACCGGGGUAACGACAACUGGCUCAUAAAGUACGAACAGCCGUCGAUAGUAAACGGUACCACCGUGAGUGCCCAAGUGGAACUAGCCGAUACUGCUGACUGGAAUUUAGUUCAGUUACCCGAAAUAAGUAUAGCUGCGAUAGAUAAUGGAUUAGCCUUUCCGUACAAGCACCCGGACAGUUGGCGGGCUUAUCCUUAUCACUGGGCAUGGUUACCUCAGGCCAAGGUUCCGUUUAGCAAACACACAAAAGACUUGGUUUUGCCACUUUUAGCGGAUAUGAACUUUGUACAGGAUCUUUGUGAUGAUUUAUAUUUACUUUUUAAACAAGAUAAGGGUUUUGAUAGAAAUUUAUACGAGCGGCAGAUGUCGGUAGUGAGGGGCCAAAUUUUAAACCUAACACAAGCUCUCAAGGAUGGCAAAUCUCCAGUACAGUUAGUGCAAAUGCCUGCCGUGGUCGUUGAAAAGUCCCAAGGUCAACAUACAUCUAGAUUUUUCAAUUUCACACAACGCUUCCAAGAUAAAAGUCCUUUCUUUUCUUGGUGUUAAUGUUUACAUAUACAUUCAGUUCUCGAAGGAUUUUUUAUUGAUUUACCAUUAAAUUUAUUUCUCAUAAGUCAUAUACCUACAUUUAUAAUUUCUAUUUUAACUAUUGCUGUGUAAAGUUAUGUAAAAUAGUUUUAAUUGU
Anoplophora glabripennis (Asian longhorned beetle) is the source of this 1732-nucleotide messenger RNA. RefSeq names its product phosphatidylinositol 4-kinase type 2-alpha (gene Pi4KIIalpha). Gene Ontology annotation, molecular function: 1-phosphatidylinositol 4-kinase activity. The coding region runs from base 232 to 1593 and encodes 453 amino acids. The transcript is spliced from 7 exons. Gene Ontology annotation, biological process: Golgi organization; phosphatidylinositol phosphate biosynthetic process; endosome organization. Lineage: Eukaryota; Metazoa; Arthropoda; Insecta; Coleoptera; Cerambycidae. The record is from RefSeq and is a predicted model, not a curated record. Gene Ontology annotation, cellular component: lysosomal membrane; endosome; trans-Golgi network.